This is a messenger RNA of Exaiptasia diaphana, 505 nucleotides long. RefSeq names its product short transient receptor potential channel 2 homolog. The coding region runs from base 34 to 477 and encodes 147 amino acids. Gene Ontology annotation, cellular component: membrane; cation channel complex. The transcript is spliced from 3 exons. Gene Ontology annotation, biological process: manganese ion transport; calcium ion transmembrane transport; regulation of cytosolic calcium ion concentration. Gene Ontology annotation, molecular function: inositol 1,4,5 trisphosphate binding; store-operated calcium channel activity. Lineage: Eukaryota; Metazoa; Cnidaria; Anthozoa; Actiniaria; Aiptasiidae. The record is from RefSeq and is a predicted model, not a curated record.
UGGAAUAGUUGGUUGAGUACUGURMAAAACCUCAUGUGGUCUCUUCUUGGUAUUGAAAAACUGAGUCAACUUCAAUCAAACGACCUGCCAUCCGAUGUUCUUGCUAAAGUACUGUAUGGUUUGUUCUUAUCAAUGGCUGUGGUGAUGAUGAUGAAUAUGAUGAUAGCUCUKCUGUCCAACACAUACCAACAGGUUGAGGAUAAUGCGUUUUAUGAAUGGUCGUACAGGAAAGCAACAACAAUAAGGACCUAUGUUAACUACCAUCCUGUCCCUGUACCGUUCAAUAUCAUCUCUCUCACUUGGAUGUUCAUAAGACAUAUUUACCACAGACUCUGCAGUAAAAAAUCCUCCAAGAUGAGAAAUUCUAAGACUUACUCAAAGUUUUUUGACUGCCUUGUUCACGACCUUGAAGCUGACUAUCUUGCUGCAUAUGGUUAUAAAUUUCCAUUGACAGGUACGACGAGAAGGAAGAAAUAGGCUUCCCAGKUUUCUAUUAUAGAAGUCU